Messenger RNA from Moesziomyces antarcticus, 3900 nucleotides. RefSeq names its product glutathione transferase omega-1. NCBI's taxonomy places the organism in Eukaryota, Fungi, Basidiomycota, Ustilaginomycetes, Ustilaginales, Ustilaginaceae. The transcript has a single exon. The coding region runs from base 1 to 3900 and encodes 1299 amino acids. The record is from RefSeq and is a predicted model, not a curated record.
AUGAACGCCUUCCCGCCAGAGCUGCUCCACCAUCACUUUGCGUGUAUGGUGGUUGCAGGUCUUACGCCGCCUGCAAAACCAGCUUCAGCACCAGCCGCCGCGUCAAGUGCGCCGUCCGCGUCAGAUGCUUCGCUGUCGGCGGAUCCAGCAGCGCCGUCGCCCCCUGGACCAGCAACAGCCACUUCGGCGUCCUCGCACGCUCCCGCGGAUCAUCCAACUGCAGCAUUCCCCGAGCUUACCAAGGCACUGCACGAUAUCCUUGCUUCGAGGGCACGUAACACCGUGUGGGACCCUUCGCGCGGGCGGGCGGCGGUAUUCCACACGGUCUUUGCCGACCAUGCGGUGCGGUUGCCACCGCUCAAAACCAAGCCGUCUGCACGCCAUGUGCCACCAAUCGCGUCCAUCACGGCUGGCUCAUCCGGCUCGGCGCCGUCCGAGUCGGCCUCGGCUGCAUUCGCUGCGCUGCCGCCACGCUCGCCGCUCUCGCCGCUGCAUCCCAACUCGCCGCAGUUUCCAGACGGACUGAUCGCGCCCGUCUGGGUGCGCAAACAUCGAGAACUCGUCCCGUCCGUAUUCGUAUCGCUCCACUGCCUUCCGCUCUCUACGGCACCAUCGCCUCCAACGCCCGAAGAGCUCAGGAGCGCCGACGAGGAGCUCAUCAGGCUCAUCUCGGAGCGCAGACGCAGCCUCGCCGAACGCGGCAUCAAGCUCACCAUCGUGCUGCUUACGCACAAGCACAUGCUCGACGAUGCACAGCUCGAGGCGCGCCUCAGCUUCAUCCGGCGCAGCAGCGGGCUCGACUCGCGCGCCAGCCUCUUCGUGCUCACGCCCGUCAGCAGGCCCGAGCUGGGCGAGUUUGUAUCCAGCCUUCACGGCGCACUCUUUGAGCCGGCCGCCGACUACUACCGCGAGCACGCGCGCAGGGUCAAGCGCAAACGCACGCGCUACCCACCUCCGCCUUCGGUGCUGCAGCCGAUCGUCACGGCGCUCGGGACACUCGCUCCCGCGGCGGGUGCGGGCGCAAAGGCGGUCUCGAUGGGCGAUGUGGCGUGGCUUAGCCGCGAGGGGUGGAUCGUGCGCAGCGAGUACAAGCUCGGCGUGUUUGCCGAGUUGGCGGGCGACAUGCACGAGGCGGGGCUGCGAUACCGCGAGGCGUACGAUCUGCUGUGUUGCUCGCCCACGUGCCUGUUGGGGAGUACGCUUAUGCUUCCGCCGCGCACGAAGCGGUGGGCGGAAGCAAAGGUGCUGGCAGAUACGCUGUGCGUGCGCAUAUGCAAGCUCGCACUGUAUGCCGACGACGCCGAGGGCGCAGCGGCGUACUUUCGACGUCAUCUGGCGCGGUUCACCGAUCUGAGCACGGGUUGGGGGAUUGGCGCCAUGACGUUCGAGUACUGGUCGUGGCUGGGGAAGCAGUACCGCAUGUUUGGCGAGCUCGUCGAGCAUGCUACGAGGCAGGUGGCGGGUGCACCACUGCCUGCGUUUCAGCUCCCGGCACAUGCACCGCCGCUGCCGUCGAGGCUGCUGCAUCCCGAUGCGCUGCCUGCAUUCGCAGACGGUAGGGGCGGCGUCAAUCCCCCGCCGGGCAUGCUGCUGCCGAAUCAAAACGCAGUGGCGGUCGCAGUCACCCCGUACGCAACGCUCCAGGGCGCAGGCGCAUACUUCUAUCUCGCGGCGCUGUGUACGCUCGAGCGCCGUGCGCGUUUUGUGCGGGCGGUGGCAAGCGCAGGCGGAGCGGAGGAGGAGGAGACGAGCCCGCUGGCGCACGAGCGAAAGGUCGACCAUACCGCACAGAUCACCGAGACGCUCACCAAGGCGUACGAUGCGUUCAAGCGCGCGCGCCAGCACCGGGCUGCGCUGUUGGUGGCCGCGCGCAUCGCUACCACCUACCACGACGGCGCACAGCACACCAUGGCGCUCAAGUUCCUCGAGCGCAUCCUGCGCAGCUACACCAAGGAUGACGUGCACGACGUGCGCGCCGCGCUCGUCGAGAUCGCCGCAGAUGCCGCUGUAGCUGCGGGUGAUUCAACCGCUGCACUCAAGAUGCUCAUCGAGAUGCUCGACCCAAGACUGCCGAUCGAGCACGAGAGAAAGAAGGCGGAAGUGCAGGCGCUCAAGACGCUCGUGCUGCAGAGCAACGAUGCACAGGACCCCGUCGGCGAUGGAGGCGAUGACGAGCCCGAGGGGAGAGGGAAUGUUGCGGUUGCGCCGGGAAUGUGGAGUGUGGAGGCAGUGCUGCCUGUAGCCGAGGUGGAUGUGGGCACGAGCAUGGCAUUCCAGGUGGUGGUGCGCAAUGUGGCGGCGUUCGAUGUGGCAGAGGUGGUGGGGGUCGACAGCAUCGCCGUGCAUGUGCGCAGCGGCGACGACGCGCGCGAGACCGUGAUUCGUGCCACCUCCAGCGGCGGUUCUGCGCAUGCUGGCGAGCCGAUCGUAGUCGACGUGGGCGCAAUCGAUGCCAGCGUCGACGCGCACGCAGCACAGGCGCCGCUCAAUGCAGCCCUGACUCCCGGCGGCACCAUCGUACUCCAAGGCACGAUCAAGCCGGACGCAUCCGGACCCGUUCGCAUCGACCGCAUCAUCCUCUGUGCGCACACUCUCACCACAUCGCGCCGCGUGCACCUCGAAGCUGAGCUUGCGCUCGAAGAAGUCGGCAAGGUGGGUGGCGGGCUGUGCGAGGGCCGAUGGAUGCUGCCGUCGGGUCGGAGUGUAGUCGUGACGCAGCGCGCCGAUCCACGCGUGGCGCACGUGCGGCCGCAGCGAUUCGACGUGUCUCUCGGCGUGACGAGCACCGAGGUGGGGUAUGUUGACGAGCGGAUCGCGGUGCGCAUUGCGGUGGGCAACAACGAGCGCACCCCGCUGGUGGCGUGGAUCGAUGCGACGUUGCAACCGAGCUACGACGGCGCGCACGAUACGCUUUGGUGCGACAUGCCGCACGCUUCGGCGACUCAGCAGUCGGUCAAGGCGAUCGAGGUGGGCAGCGUGCCAGCUGGCGAGAGCCGCGAGGUGGUAUUGUGGUUGACGCCAGCUCAGGCGGCGGGCGUGCGCACCGUGGAUGUGGCGCUGCGUGUGGCCCGGCAGCCGGUCGAGGGAGAGGUGGAUGCGAUCGAGGUGGCAGCGAGUGCGAGUGGCGUGGUGCCCGUCGUGGCGCUGUUCGACGCAAAGACUUGGACCAGGGGGGCGAAGCGGGGCCAGAAGAAAGGGCUGCUCGAGUGGGAGACCGAGGUGGAGGCGGCAGAAGAACGGUUAGUGGGGUUGGACAUCGAGGUGGUGGGUGGAGCGGUUGAGGUGGUUGCAGUCGAGCUGGAUGGCCAAGCUCAGCCUAGCGAUGCUUUGGGAGAAUGGACUGCGGGGGAUCGAUUCAGCUUUGCGCUGGCCUCCACCGCGGCUGCUGAGUGGCGUGUGCAAUGGCGUCGGUCGGACACACUCAACACGACCUUGUUCCCCGUAGUCCCCGCAGCUGACGAGGAUCUGAAGACGGGGAUUACAGUCACGCUGGUGUAUGCGCAGCGGCAGCGGGUGCAUCGUGCCUUUGAUGUGGAUUUGGUGGUGGACAACCACCACGCUACACGAUCGUAUGCGCUCGCACUCUCGCUCGACACCGACGCGAAUUUCACCGCGGCCGCAACCAGACACCUCACCCUACCGCACAUUCUACCCCACCAAACCGUCACUGUGCAUCUGGCUCGGCUGGUCCCGCAGGCGAUCGGGCGUCUCUCGCUACCAAAUCUGGCAAUCGCUAUUCUGGACCCAGCGAAUCUGCAGGCGACGCUGGCGAGUCGCAACACCAACUCGCACCAAACGGCGAUCGAUGAACCUCGGGACGCCAUCAAUCUGGCCUACUUCACCGACAAGACGAGCUCUACACGCGUCGAUCAGAUGCCCCGCAUCGUCGUCACACUCUAA